Molecule: messenger RNA, 1371 nt
Organism: Pochonia chlamydosporia 170
Lineage: Eukaryota; Fungi; Ascomycota; Sordariomycetes; Hypocreales; Clavicipitaceae
Product: WD domain, g-beta repeat domain-containing protein
Exons: 3
Coding region: 1-1371 (456 amino acids)
Molecular function (GO): protein binding
Source: RefSeq, a predicted model, not a curated record
AUGAGCCGCAUGCUGGGUGGCCGGCAAGCCGAAGAGUUGCACAAGUCGAUCAUAGCACACCUUGUGGCCAACGGCAAAACGAACACUGCCGCAACCCUUCGCGCGGAGCUUGGCCUCGGAGAAGAUGUAUUCAAUACGGCUGCAGCCAAGAAGUACGAGAGCUUGCUGGAGAAGAAAUGGAUUGGGGUGAUGAGGCUUCAGAAAAAGAUAAUGGAACUGGAGAUGCAGCACACGGCUUUACAAUCUGAUCUAGAGGCUGCUAGAGAAGAAAAUUCCAGGCCAAGCAGAGACCCUAUCUCUUGGUUGCCGGACUCACCGCCACGGCAUUCCCUACAGUCUCACACCGGGGCUGUCAAUUGCAUCGCCUUUCACCCUACAUUCUCCUCAAUUGCUUCAGGAUCAGAUGAUUGCACCAUCAAAGUAUGGGACUGGGAAUUUGGAGAGCUGGAAAGGACAAUCAAAGGACAUACGCAGGCAGUCAGGGACGUAGACUUCGGCAGGCCAAAGGGCGGCGUCCUUCUCGCUUCUUGUAGCUCCGACCUUGCUAUCAAGUUGUGGGAUCCUUCCAACAAUUACAAGAACAUCCGGACCAUGCAGGGUCACGAUCACGCCAUUAGCUCCAUACGAUUUAUACCCUGUGGCGUGGGCAACGGAUUUGCGAACCUUCUUGCCAGCACAAGCGGUGAUCGAACCCUAAGAGUAUGGAAUGUCGACACGGGGCAUUGUAUCAAGACACUACGAGGUCAUGCCGACUGGGUACGCUCAGUUUGCCCGUCUGUCAAUGGACAAUUCCUGUUGUCAGCGAGCAAUGACAAAACCGCCUGCUUGUGGGAUAUCUCUGUGCCACAAACUGAGAACAUGCUCACAUUAGUGGGCCAUAAUCAAGGCAUUAAUUGCUGUGCCUUGGCACCCGAAACAUCGUAUCCAUACUUGGCAAAAAUGGCGAAUAUUAAGACCAUACCUGCGGCUAGCAGCCCUGCCGAGUUCAUAGCCACUGCAUCGCGAGAUAGGAGCAUUAAGCUGUGGGAUAGGCAUGGGACAUGUCUGAAGACCCUCAUGGGUCACGACAACUGGAUAAGCAACAUUACGUUUCACCCCGGUGGCAAGUUUCUGUUAUCAGUGGCGGACGACAAGACCUUGCGUUGUUGGGACUUGGCGCAAGGUGGACAAUGUGUCAAAGUUUUGGAGGGCUUACACACGCAGUUCAUCACAUGUCUUCGAUGGGCGCCAGGGGCUACUAGGGAUGAUGUUGGUCUGAAUGGCGAUGGAAAACGUGUUGCGAAUGAGGGGAUUGCAUCUUCCAAAGCACAAGUGCGUUGCGUCGUUGCUACUGGGAGCAUGGAUAUGACGGUGAAGAUAUUUACGGAGUAG